UUUGUUGUCUAGACCUUUUGCUGAUUUGUUGUGUUAAUGGAAAAGUAAGACUCAGCUCUGCUAGUAGCUACGUAAGUUUAGCUUUUACCUCAUAAACAGACUGUAACGUUAUAAAACGCUUACUAGUAGCUAACUUGUUAACGUUAUCCAUCUAGCACUUGCUAACAAACAUAUUUUCACAUUAUUUAUAUCUGCGUCACUCUAUUAGCCUAACUUGCAUGUACGACGGAGUAUUAGGACCACACACGAAGGGGGUAUUUUUUUUUGUUGCCAUGAUUAGAGAUUAAACUCGACUGUAAUCUCGACAGCUCCAAAGUUAGAAGCUAGCUGUCACCGAAUCCGGACAGUCAGACUCUAAAUUAACCUUUGGAUGACGACUCAACAAAAUGCCUUGUGUAGUAACAUUAGGGUGAAAUUGUACUUGAGAAUUGGGUUUAACAACAACAAAGUUAGUGCUAUACUAACUAGUUUUGAAUGUCAAGAAUAAAAAAGACAAAAUGUUGAGAUUAAAUUUCGACUUCAAAGUGGACAUGUAGGCAAAAAUAUUUCUUUCAUAUUUGGCCCUAAAGUUAACGUCAAUGACAUGUACAGAGUAGGCUACCCUAACGCCAAGGUAAUGUGUGGAAUACCAUCUAUGAUUUAUCCUUGUUUUGGCCAUUCAAACAUGUAGAUUUUUAUUCACAUAAUUACUAGGUUGUUGCCUUUUCUAUCCAGUAGGUGGCAGUCCAGGAUAAGAAAUAGCAGUUCAAGAAAAUAAACAAAAUAGUAGGAACAAAGAAAUUAAAGCAGCAUAGCCUACAAGUGCAAAUGGAAAUGUAAUGUGUGAAGUUAUUGGAAUGGAAAUAAAUGUAACCACCUUCCACAUACUUUUGAAUACAUUUGGUUUCAAGUGUGCAACAAAUGUAGUCAGCAUUAUUAUCAUCAAGAGGUUUGAUAACUCGUAGACCGAACUCCGGAUUGUUUUGCAUUGAGGUGCUACUUCAAACUUGACGAACUCCUAUGGUAGGCAAAGGAAAUUCCUUACUGCAGAAAUAGUAGAUUGAUGCUACUGUCAACAGGUCUGGGCGUUCUUUUUAAAACGUAGGCCUAGGCUAAACGUUUCAUUCAAAGCAGUGCUUUCUCGUCUGCCUCCUUCAGUCACUGUAGCCAGACUACACUGGGGCAAACGUCACUAUGAAAUGUGAUUAAUUAGUGUUAAAUUUAACGAGUUAUUAUUUUGACAGCCCUAAUUUUUACAUUAUUUAUUCAGUGAAACAAUACAUUUCCUUGUAUGCUGACCAAUUGUUACUAACUAGCCUCUCUGACACCAUACUCAUAUACAAAAGGGAUAAUGUAAAGAAAGUCUCAGAUUUACUGUGAACACUUCAAAAUGGGGAAAAAAUCUGUGUUUUAUGCAUCUCAAUGUCACUAUACUUUGGAAGUGUCCAACUGGGCUCAUCUUGUCGGUACUGCAAUUCUACAUGCACUGGUGUUAUGAUGUGAUGAUGAUGAGUUCAGUUGUGCAAAAAGGUCAUUUUGACUGAUGUUGGAUGUUGUCUGUGUGUGCAGGAGCAAGUACGAGAUGAAAUCUUACAGAGAAUUCAUGCAAGAUUCAGCUUAAUUCUUAGAAAUGAAACAUUAGAUCUAGAUUACCUUUUGGAUGUGGCUCAGCAGGAGCUCUCCUUGGCAACAAUGGCAUUACGCCAAUUAAAUAUCCCACUAGAACUCAACAGCCUACAGCAGCUGAUUGACAUCCUUAGCUUGCCAGCUAGAUCUGCUCAACAAGCAUCAGUUAAUGUAUCAGAUGUUGUAACUUUGACUGUGGGAGAGCUGGGACGGCCUCGCUUAAGCAUAGCUGCAGAUGCUAUUGAAGGCCUCCUUUCAAAUGCACUACCUAUAGGUCUUCUAGCAAACUUGUAUGGUGUUUCAAGAAGAACAAUGUACAGGCGAAUGAAGGAAAAUGGUCUCUCUGUUCGUGGAUGUUAUUCCGACAUAUCUGACGAUGAACUUGAUUGUGUUGUGAGGUCCAUAAAAUCAAGAAUGCCCCAUGCUGGGUAUAGAUUGGUUAAGGGUGAGCUAUUAGCCAGAGGCUACCGUUUGCAGUGGCGUAGAGUUAGGAGUAGUGUAGAGCGUGUGGAUGGAGCUGGAGUUUUGGCCAGGAUGAUACAAGUUGGAUUUGUAGCGCGCAGAACCUAUAGUGUCCCUGCACCACUGUCUUUGGUUCAUGUAGACACUAACCAUAAAUUAAUCAGAUAUAAUAUUGUUAUAUUUGGUGGAAUUGAUGGCUUCUCAAGGAAGAUCUUCUAUCUUGAUGCUGCUGCAAACAACAAAGCCUCAACUGCUUUCUCUUGGCCGUCAAGAGUACGUGGUGACCAAGGAGUCGAAAAUGUCGACAUUGCCCGAUGCAUGUUCUCAGUGCGAGGAACUGGACGUGGGAGUUUCAUUGCAAAAGCGUCCACAAUCAAAGAAUAGAGAGACUCUGGCGUGAUGUGUGGUCAGCUGUCACUUGCAACUACUAUGAAGUGCUACAUUCAAUGGAAGAAGAGGGGCUGGUCGACCUAUCAGAUGAGAUGCACCUCUUUUGUGUACAUUGUGAUUCUCCCACGAUUGAGAUCUGAUCUGAAGUGCUUCUCGAGUGGCUGGGACAAGCAUCCUCUUAGAACAGAGGGAAACCUAUCUCCAGACCAGCUGUGGCACAUUGGGAUGCUACAAACACCUGUGGUUGAACCAGAUGUAGAGCCAACAGAACCUAUUCCUGACUGCACUGGUUACCUUGAAGAUGGAGUGGUGGUGACCGAGAUUCCCUGCCCCCUGUCAGAUACGAACUUUGCGGUUCUUGAGGAAACAAUUAAUCCCUUACAUUCCACACUGUGUCAUACGGAUUUGUACAUACAGACUUUUGAUCUUGUACAGAGAUUGAAUUGAAUUAAAUUAAAUCUGAAUAUAGUUUGGAGACUGAAGUCCCUAAAAAUGAGCCGUCUCCAGCUGCUAUGGAAGCUGUGAGAUACAUAAAUCCUCUUUUACCAUCCAAAUAAAAUUAAAGAGCAUA
Alosa sapidissima (American shad) is the source of this 3028-nucleotide messenger RNA. RefSeq lists its product as uncharacterized. The coding region runs from base 1672 to 2451 and encodes 259 amino acids. NCBI's taxonomy places the organism in Eukaryota, Metazoa, Chordata, Actinopteri, Clupeiformes, Clupeidae. The record is from RefSeq and is a predicted model, not a curated record. The transcript is spliced from 6 exons.